Messenger RNA from Pyrus x bretschneideri (Chinese white pear), 1172 nucleotides. RefSeq names its product galactinol synthase 2-like. NCBI's taxonomy places the organism in Eukaryota, Viridiplantae, Streptophyta, Magnoliopsida, Rosales, Rosaceae. Gene Ontology annotation, molecular function: glycosyltransferase activity. The transcript is spliced from 4 exons. The coding region runs from base 36 to 1007 and encodes 323 amino acids. The record is from RefSeq and is a predicted model, not a curated record.
UUCUCUGUAAUCUCUUGCCCAACUUUUGUCCAAAUAUGUCACCUGCAGAGACAAACGGUUCAAAGAGGGCCUAUGUGACCUUCUUGGCUGGCAAUGGAGACUAUUGGAAAGGUGUAGUUGGCCUAGCCAAGGGCCUAAGGAAGGCCAAAUCUGCAUAUCCUCUUGUGGUGGCUGUUCUGCCUGAUGUUCCUGAGGACCACCUUCAGAUUCUUCAGUCUCAAGGAUGCAUUGUUCAUGCAAUUGAGCCUGUCUACCCUCCUGAAAACCAAACCCAAUUUGCCAUGGCUUAUUAUGUCAUCAACUACUCCAAGCUUCGUAUUUGGGAGUUUAUGGAGUAUGAGAAGAUGAUAUACUUGGAUGGAGACAUUCAGGUGUUUGAUAACAUUGAUCACCUUUUCGACAUGCCUGAGGGCAGUUUUUAUGCUGUGAUGGAUUGCUUUUGUGAGAAGACAUGGAGUGCGUCUCCACAGUACAAGAUUGGAUACUGCCAGCAGUGCCCUAAGAAGGUGCAGUGGCCGGCCGAGUUGGGUUCACCACCACCACCUUACUUCAAUGCGGGCAUGUUUGUCUUUGAGCCUUGUGUUCUAACUUACCGUGAUCUGCUAGAGACCCUUGAAGUUACCCCUCCUUCCUCGUUCGCCGAGCAGGACUUUUUGAACAUGUUCUUCAAGGACAUAUACAGUCCUAUCCCACCUAUAUACAAUCUUGUUUUGGCUAUGUUGUGGCGCCACCCUGAGAAUGUGGACCUUGACAAAGUGAAGGUUGUGCAUUACUGUGCUGCGGGAUCAAAGCCAUGGAGAUACACAGGAAAGGAAAAGCAUAUGGAGAGGGAAGACAUAAAGAUGCUGGUGAAGUGGUGGUGGGACAUUUAUGAUGACACUUCACUGGAUUACAAGAAUGAUGGUCGUGUGGUGAAGGCUGAGGAGCAUGUGAAGCUUCCACCCUUUAAUUCCGCAUUAUCUGGGACUGACGAUGAUGACCAAAGAAGUGUACCAUCUGCAGCUUGAUCAACUGGUUAUGGGGUUUAAUGUGACGCCGUUCCACACCUAUAUGUAAGAACUAUAUAGCUAUACCAACUUGUAUAGUGUAGGAAACUACACCUAUUAAUACUCUAUAUAUAUAUAUAUGGGUUGUGUUUGUAGUGUGAACCGAGUUUGCGAAUAAAAUAGUAA